CCAUUACACUGUUGGUCGAUGAUGAGGAGCUUAAGAUUUAUAGCUGUUGUGGGCCUAACUUUCUUGUUUGUCACCAAUCGAAAGCAAAGAUGGUACAAUUUGCAUAAAGGCAUUCCGUAUCCCAUACUAGGACCGACCAUUUAAAGUGAAACCUCGCAAUAAAGUUCCUUCGUAAUGCUGUCUUCGUUGAGAAUCUUUAAUGUCUAUCACGAGUGCCUAACCUGCGGCUGGAAAAGUGAUGUUCAUUGUGGAAAGGUUGCGGAUGGCUCAUGUGUGUUUACCGCUCUAAAUCGUUGCCAGGUUGAACGUAUUUCAUGCCGUCGAGAACAAAAAAAGCUGAAACCCUUCACCGAAAUCGUUAAAGGAAGGUGCCCGAAGGAUAAAAAAAUAUGCGUCAAGCUCUAAAAUAAAUUCAUGGUUCAUUCCAUCAAUUAAUAAUUAGUAUUGUUUUAUCCAAAAAAUCCA
Molecule: messenger RNA, 465 nt
Organism: Drosophila erecta
Lineage: Eukaryota; Metazoa; Arthropoda; Insecta; Diptera; Drosophilidae
Gene: Sfp26Ac
Exons: 4
Coding region: 175-405 (76 amino acids)
Source: RefSeq, a predicted model, not a curated record